This is a messenger RNA of Carlito syrichta (Philippine tarsier), 2218 nucleotides long. RefSeq names its product MAGE family member E2 (gene MAGEE2). The transcript has a single exon. Gene Ontology annotation, biological process: negative regulation of transcription by RNA polymerase II. Bases 170 to 1741 code for a protein of 523 amino acids. Lineage: Eukaryota; Metazoa; Chordata; Mammalia; Primates; Tarsiidae. Gene Ontology annotation, cellular component: nucleus. The record is from RefSeq and is a predicted model, not a curated record.
GCUGGCCUGUGCUUGGGUAGAGAGACCGCUCUUCUCACCAGUUCUCAUUCCUGAUCCUCCCAGCUUCUGGAUCUCGGGCUUUGGCUUUGUGCCGAUGCACCAACACGCCUACUGUCAUCUCUCCGACUGAUCUCUGAUCUCCGGGUUCCUGCUCCUAUCUCCUGGAACUAUGUCUCUGGUAAGCCAGAAUGCGCGACAUGGCAGCACAGAGACCACUGCAGGUUACAGCGACGGCCGGGGUGAAAUGCAGGCAACUAACGCCUCCGGGCCUCCCACCUCCAUCCUAGUACCUGAUAUUCCCCAGGGCCUCCAGGCAUCAAUCAACCCUCAAGGUGCCAGCGCCUCCCAGGCUGCUCAGGACUCAACUGAUCUCGAGGUCCUGAUCGACGAGCAGUCCCGACGUUUGGGGGCGCUCAAGGUCCAUGACCCUUUAGAAGACAGGUCGAUUGCUUUGGCGAAUUUCAUGCAAAUGAAAAGCCAAACUGAGGGGUCCAUCCAGCAGUCAGAGAUGCUGGAAUUUCUGAGAGAAUAUUCAGAUCAGUACCCUGAGAUCCUCAGACGAGCCUCAGCUCACCUGAACCGGGUCUUUGGGUUGAACCUGAGAGUUCUUGAUCCCCAAGCUGACAUCUACAACCUAGUCAGCAAACAAGGUUCCCAAACCACUGAUCAGAUAGCAGAGUCCCUGGACAUACCAAAGGUAGGUCUCCUGGCACUGGUCCUAGGCCACAUCCUCCUGAAUGGCAACCGGGCAAGAGAGGCCUCGAUUUGGGACCUGCUGCUAAAAGUUGAUACGUUCGAUGAGCCUCAGAGGAUCAACAAUUUCUUUGGGAAUACAAAGAACCUCCUCACUACUGACUUUGUACGUAUGCAAUUCUUGGAGUAUUGGCCGGUGUAUGGCACUAAUCCCCUCGAAUUUGAGUUCCUGUGGGGCUCUAGAGCCCACAGGGAAAUCACCAAGAUGGAAGCCCUUAAGUUUGUGGCAGAGGCCCAUGAUAAAGAACCCUGGAGCUGGCCAGAAGAAUAUAACAAGGCCCUGGAAGCUGACAAAGCCAAAGAAAGAAGUCACGCUGCUGGUUUAGAGUUCUGGUCAGAGGAUAUUAUGAAUGAUAAGGCAAAUGAUUUGGUCCAGUUGGCCAUUAAUGUCACUGAGGAGUUGUUGCCUAUACAUCAGGAUGAGCUAUUAGCUCACACUGGCAAAGAAUUUGUGGAUGUGUUCCCAAAUAUCCUCAGUCGAGCUACUCUAAUCCUUGAUCUGUUCUAUGGGUUCUCUCUGAUUGAGGUUGAUACCAGUGAGCACAUCUACCUCCUUGUCCAGCAACCAGAAUCGGAAGAAGAACAAGUGAUGCUAGAGAACCUGGGAAGCCCUACUGAAGAAUAUGUGAUGCCGAUACUGGGUUUGAUCUUCCUGAUGGGUAACCGUGUCAAAGAGGCCAAUGUUUGGAACUUGCUUCAGAGAUUUAGUGUGUAUGUAGGGAGAAAGCAUGCCAUCACCUGUAGGCUUAUGAGACAACGCUACUUAGAAUGCAGGCCAUUGUCCUACUCUAAUCCAGUUGAAUAUGAGCUUCUAUGGGGUCCUCAAGCUUACCUUGAAACCACCAAAAUGAAAGCCUUGGAGCACAUGGCCAGGCUCUACAAAAAGCGACCACAGGACUGGCCUGAGCAAUAUAGGGAGGCUGUGGAAGAUGAGGAGGCCAGAGCCAGAUCCGAGGCAACUGCCACAUUUUUUUUUGGCCCUAUGUGACAUCUAGGGAAGAUGUAUCACUUAAUUUGAGUGGCAUCAAUUAAAAGGUUCUUGGGAAAAUAGGCACUGGGGCCACAAAUCAUAAGUCAAGGAAGAUUGGGGGUGGAGACUACCCAUUGUGCUUGCUGUUUGUGUCCCACUUCUAAUAGUAUUUCCUUCUUUUUAAUAUGCUCUUGGAUUAGGUUAAUGAUCAAUGUUUAUAAGUGAAAUUGCUCGUUUGCAUUCCUGUUUUGUUUAGGUAUAAAAGUUCAGAUAGCUGUGUAAAAUAUAUUGGCAAUACUCACAUCUUUGAUAUAAUUAGUAAAAUGAUUUGGUACAGGAGUUAAACAACAAUAACAACACACACACACCAAAAACAAACACAAAAUUACUUAUCUAUAGUUCCCCUCCCUUUGUGUUUAUAUGUAUUAAUGACUGACAUUUACCUGUAUUUGCUUUGGUAUUCCAAAGUGUAGUGAAAAAUAAAAGAAUAAUGAA